AUGGCGAGGCAUCUGGCUGUUGCUCUCCUGCUGGCGGCGGCGCUCCUGCAGCUCGCCCCCAGCGGCGGCAGGGAGCUGAAAGGGAGCGGUGCAGCAUCCGCUGGUAGUAGCGGCGAGGUGAAGGCUCAGGUGGCGCAGCUGCCCACCCUGCCGGUGCCACCCGUUGGUUCGGGGCUGCCGGUGCCGCUUCCGUCCGUGUCUGGUGUUCCAGGACUACCACCCGUUGGUUCGGUAGUGUCGGUGCCACCCGUUGGUUCGGGGUUGCCGGUACCGCUCCCGCCCGUACCCGGUGUUCCAGGGCUACCACCCGUUGGUUCGGUGGUGCCAGUGCCACCCGUUGGUUCGGGGCUGCCGGCGCCGCUCCCGUCCGUGCCCGGUGUUCCAGGGCUACCACCCGUGGGUUCAGGGCUGCCAGUGCCGCUUCCGCCCGUGCCCGGUGUUCCAGGGUUACCACCCGUUGGUUCGGUGGUACCGGUGCCACCCGUUGGUUCGGGACUGCCGGUGCCGGUGCCGCUCCCGCCCGUGCCCGGUAUUCCCAGGCUACCUCCUGCUCGCAAGUUCGACAAGUCUCCAUGA
Phragmites australis (common reed) is the source of this 576-nucleotide messenger RNA. RefSeq lists its product as uncharacterized. The transcript has a single exon. Lineage: Eukaryota; Viridiplantae; Streptophyta; Magnoliopsida; Poales; Poaceae. The record is from RefSeq and is a predicted model, not a curated record. Bases 1 to 576 code for a protein of 191 amino acids.